AUGCAGUUAGUCACGAAGCUAGCAGCCUUUCUGCAGUUUCGCAUACCCCUUCAGCCCACCUUGGACAGCUUACAAACUUGCCCCGGAUCCCCAAACAACGCCAUAUCCCCCCGCUCGUCGAGUCGUAGGGAUCUAAACUCAUCGGACGUUUUCCAGAGUAAACAAAAUGGACCGGUCACUGUCCCAGAUCCUUAUAGUUGGCUACACGAGCCGCCCAAUCAGAGUAAAGAGACAAAGAAAUUCGUCACCAGGCAACGAACUUUUACGAAGGAUUACCUGAGCCAAUACUCCCAUCGAGACUCGCUCUAUCGGACAGUAAAAAAGAAUAUGGAUUACGGAAGUAUCGGUUGUCCAUUGCUGAAGCCCGAUGGAUACUACUACUUCUGGUUCAACUCAGGCCUACAAUCCCAAUACGUGCUCUAUCGGGUCAAAAAAGGGGAGGAGGAGGAAGCCUUCAAGCGGGCUAGCGACCCCAAACAGAAAAAGCCUGUGGGGGAGCUCUUCCUCGAUCCCAACCUGUUCUCGAUUGAUGGCACCACCGCACUCAGUCUCUCGGCGACUUCCGAGUCGGGCAUCUACAUGGCCUAUGGAGUCUCUCGCUCUGGGAGCGACACUAAUACUGUUUACGUCCGUCGCGGUGACCACCCGCAUACCAAGACUGCUGCCGAGGGCGGCAAGAGAGGCGAGGACCCUGGGCGGAUGAAAGACAUCGUCGAAAAUGUCAAACCGAAUGUAGUCACUUGGAUGAACGAUGAUUCUGGUUUUUUCUAUGCAAGAUUCCCCGACAAACAGCCCAAAGAGCCAAAGCCCAAAGCUACCGGGCCCGGUAAAAAUCAAGUCGGGAUUGAUGCCGGGACAGACACCCAAUCUGAGCUCAAUCACAUGGUCUACUUUCACAAACUUGGCGAGCCACAGAGUAAAGAUAUAUUGAUCGUCAAGGACCCAGAGAAUCCAACAUACGUAUGGGGACCUGCAGUUUCGGAGGACGGCAAGUACCUCAUCUUGGAGGUUAAUGCGGACACCGACGACUCCAACCAACUCUGGGUUGCUGAUCUGACCUCUCAGCCCCUGUCGAGUGAAAUGAAGUGGCAAAAGAUCGUGAAUAAGUUUGGCCAUAGGUACUCCUUCCUUGCGAAUGAUGACAGUCAACUGUAUAUCUAUACCAACAAGGAUGCACCCAAGUACAAAGUGGUGAUGUAUGACUUGGACAAGCCGGAAGAAGGGUUCACAGACUUGGUACCCGAGGAUCCUCAUGCGGUCCUGGGGGGGUAUCAUCCCAUCAACAACCACCAGGCCAUUCUGACCUAUUCACGGGACGUCAAAGAUGAGAUAUACCUUCAUGAGAUCAAGUCCGGCAAGCGUAUCAAACGAAUCGGCGAGCAGUUGAUCGCUAGCGUCGACAGCCUCUCCGGCCGGCGAAAACAUCACGAGUUCUUCGUCUCAAUCAAUAGCUUCAUAACUCCUGGAGCGAUCUACCGCUACCGUUUUGAUAGUCAAGAGGAUCCGGAACUGGUCGAAUUCAGCAAGACUGCGAUGUCUGGAUUAAAUUCCGAUGAUUUCGUCUCCAAACAAGUGUUCUAUCAUUCAAAGGAUGGGACCAAAGUGCCGAUGUUCAUCGUUCACAGGAAAGACUUCAAGCAAGACGGUACUGCGCCCGCUAUUCAGUACGGAUACGGUGGAUAUUCUUUUAGCGUCACGCCCUUCUUUUCGCCCGCUUUCAUGACCUUUGUAGCACAUUAUGGAGGGGUACUCGCUGUGCCAAACAUCCGAGGGGGUGGAGAGUAUGGAGAGGACUGGCAUUUAGCAGGCUGCUUUGAUAAAAAACAGAAUGUGUUUGAUGACUUUCAGUACGCAACCAAGUAUCUGAUCGAGAAUCGGUACGUGGCUCCCGAUAAGGUGACCAUCAUGGGCGGCAGUAACGGUGGUCUCGUGGUGGCCGCCUGCGUCAACCAGGCCCCGGAGCUCUAUGGAGCUGCUGUUGCCGAGAUGGGGGUAUUUGACAUGUUGAGGUUCCAGCGGUUCACGGUUGGACGUACUUGGAUCUCUGAGUUUGGAGACCCAGACGACCCCAAGGCGUUCGACUACUUGAUCAAAUAUUCCCCCUUGCAUAACAUCAACCCGGACGCCGAAUAUCCAGCUCUCAUGCUCCUCACAGCGGACCACGACGAUCGGGUCGUCCCUCUACACAGCUUCAAGUAUGCAGCUGCGGUCCAACACGCACUCCCGAUGAAUACACAACCUUGCUUGUUGAGGGUCGAGGUCGACGCGGGUCAUUCAGCCGGCAAGAGCACUGAGAUGGAGAUCAAUUCAAUCGUCGACCAGCUCAGCUUCAUCGCCCUCAGUCUUGACUUGGAGUGGCAGGAAUAUCACGGAAGGAAACGUAUUGAUACAUUAAGGACAUAG
Messenger RNA from Puccinia triticina, 2403 nucleotides. RefSeq lists its product as uncharacterized. Gene Ontology annotation, molecular function: serine-type endopeptidase activity; oligopeptidase activity. The transcript is spliced from 14 exons. Gene Ontology annotation, biological process: proteolysis. NCBI's taxonomy places the organism in Eukaryota, Fungi, Basidiomycota, Pucciniomycetes, Pucciniales, Pucciniaceae. The record is from RefSeq and is a predicted model, not a curated record. Gene Ontology annotation, cellular component: cytosol. The coding region runs from base 1 to 2403 and encodes 800 amino acids.